Messenger RNA from Macadamia integrifolia, 4257 nucleotides. RefSeq names its product transcriptional corepressor SEUSS-like. NCBI's taxonomy places the organism in Eukaryota, Viridiplantae, Streptophyta, Magnoliopsida, Proteales, Proteaceae. The transcript has 10 exons. Gene Ontology annotation, biological process: negative regulation of transcription by RNA polymerase II; positive regulation of transcription by RNA polymerase II. Bases 916 to 3639 code for a protein of 907 amino acids. The record is from RefSeq and is a predicted model, not a curated record. Gene Ontology annotation, cellular component: nucleus; transcription regulator complex.
UCUUGACGUCCGCAAGGACUCACUCUCCUCACACACCCAGGAACAGAAGACAAAAGUAGAGAAAACCGAGAGGGAAAGAGAGAAAGAGAGAAAGAGAGAAAGAGAGAGAGAUUACAAAAAAAAAAAAAAAAAGGGGAGACGACCAACUCAGAAGUUCUCUGAGCUGGAUCGGAUACACAAAGCUCCAGAGAGAAGACUAUUUCAAUGGAGAGGGAUGUAAGGGAAGAAGAACCCUAGAGAAGAAAAGAGAAAGAGUAAUAAUAAAAAGCUACUGAAGAAGAAGAAGAAGAAGAAGAAGAAGAAGAAGAAGAAGACGAAGACAGACAGAAGAAUCAUUUUUUUAUCUUCAAGGAGUUUGUUUUGUGGUUCCAUUUGAUCGAACUAUUCAGAGCUUCAGACUGUCACUGCGAAUUCUAACUCAUACGGGAGUAAUCGGCUUGGGGGUUCUCAGGUGCUGCAUUUGAUGGUGGAAGACUGAAGUUUUCUGUUUUGCUUCUAUUCGGGAAGGGAGAAUGCAUUUUUGUAUGAUGCCACAUAAUUUUAUCUGUAAAUCAUACAGAGAAUUGGGUCAUUGCCCUAGAAACUCCCACUUUCGCAGAACUUGUGGAACGCAAGAAUGUUCAGAAUCAAUGCUUGUCGCUUGGUUUUAGUUAUCCAUUUUCUUCCUCCGGUGUUCAUCACUGUUAGACAACAUGUGUUUGGAAAGAGAACUGUUUCACGUUGUGUGCAAAUGAGAACUGUGUGGUCUCAAGCUCUGGAUUUUAAGGGUUAAUACGUCUGCUGGGUUUUUAAUCUGUGCCUUUUAGCUUAGUUGCUGCUCCUUUGGAUCUCGUGGUGUUAGAGUUUGUACUUCAUGCGGUUAUAGUAAAAUUUCUCAACUCUGUUGUAUAGUCUGUAGCUUGUACUAUUGGGAAGAUGGUACCCUCGGGGCCUCCGACUCCUGUCGGUGGUGCCCAAUCCGUCCCACCUUCAUUCCUUCGAUCAAACUCUGGCAUUCUAGGAGUUCAAGGUGGUGCGGUUCCUUCACCAACCGGGUUUCCUUCAGUUAUCUCUCCACGUAAUCAGUAUAGCAGCAUGAACAUGGUCAAUAACAUGCCCAAUGUUUCCUCUCUUCUCAAUCAAUCCUUUGGGAAUGGUGGGUCAAACUCUGGGCUUUCUGGUUCGGGAAGUAUACAACGUGGAGGUGCUGAAACUGGCGCUGAGUCUGAUCCACUUUCUGGUGCUGGUAAUGGAAUGAACUUCACUCCUUCAGCUGUCUCAUUUGCACCAUCCAACACUGCGAACAUUGGUUCAACUGGUCAAGGUCAGGGGCAGCAAUUCUCAAACCAAUCUGGGAACCAGCUGGCCCCCGAGCAGCAGUCAUCUCAACAACUUGACCAGAAAAGCUUCCAGCAUGGCCAGCAGUCGUUGCAGCAGUUCUCUGUUCCUCACAGCCAACAGCAACAGCAAUUCCAGCCUACUCGAGGUGGAUUGGGCAGUGUUGGCCCUGUUAAAUUGGAGCCUCAGAUGGCUAAUGAUCAAAAUGGGCAGCAGCAACAGUUGCAGUCCUUGCGGAGUCUCAGUUCAGUGAAAUUGGAGCCUCAACAAAUCCAGAAUUUGAGAAAUCUAGGGCCUGUUAAAUUAGAACCACAACAUUCAGAUCAGUCGUCGUUUCUUCAGCAGCAACAGCAGCAACAACAAAUCCUCCAAAUGUCCAGGCAGUCUUCUCAGGCUGCUGCUCAAAUGAAUCUUUUUCAACAGCAGCGCAUCCUGCAGCUACAACAACAGCAGCAGCAGCAGCCACAACAAGUCUUAAAGGCACUUCCUCAGCAGCGUUCUCAGUUACAGCAGCAGUUUCAACAGCAGCCUGUGAGAUCUCCAGUUAAACCUGCCUAUGAACCUGGGACAUGUGCUCGCCGUUUGACGCAUUAUAUGUAUCAUCAACAACACAGGCCUGCUGACAACAAUAUUGAGUUCUGGAGGAAAUUUGUGGCGGAGUACUUUGCCCCCAAUGCCAAGAAGAGGUGGUGUGUCUCUCUAUAUGGAAGUGGUCGGCAAACAACUGGUGUUUUCCCUCAGGAUGUAUGGCACUGUGAAAUAUGCAAUCGCAAGCCUGGACGGGGUUUUGAAACUACGGUUGAAGUUUUGCCCAGGCUGUGCAAAAUAAAGUAUGAUAGUGGUACUCUGGAAGAACUUCUUUACGUUGAUAUGCCUCGUGAAUAUCAGAAUGCAACAGGGCAAAUAGUCCUUGACUAUGCAAAAGCAAUACAAGAAAGUGUAUUUGAACAACUGCGUGUGGUUCGUGAUGGUCAGCUAAGAAUUGUGUUCUCACCUGAUCUAAAGAUUUGUUCUUGGGAGUUUUGUGCUCGGCGUCAUGAGGAGCUCAUUCCUCGAAGAUUGAUCAUACCUCAGGUUAGUCAACUUGGAGCAGCAGCUCAGAAAUACCAGGCUGCUACCCAAAAUGGAUCAUCCAAUCUUUCUGCUCAGGAGUUACAAAAUAACUGUAAUAUGUUUGUGGCAUCUGCUCGCCAAUUGGCAAAAGCUUUGGAGGUGCCUUUAGUAAAUGAUCUAGGAUAUACAAAGAGAUAUGUGCGAUGUCUUCAGAUAUCGGAAGUCGUUAACAGCAUGAAAGAUUUGAUUGAUUAUAGCCGAGAAACAGGGACUGGACCUAUGGCAAGUUUGAUCAACUUCCCUCGGAGGACCAGCAGUUCAUCUGGGCUCCACAUUCAGGGUCAACAACCUGACGAGCAGCAGCAGCAACAUACCGUAGUGCAAAACUCAAACAAUGAUCAAGGCCCUGUUCAGGCUGCUGCUGGUGUGCAGCUCAAUGCUAACAAUGGUGUUGUCAGUGUAAAUAACUCCCUCAACUCAGCAUCUACUUCCACAUCUGCAAGCACCAUUGUUGGGUUACUCCACCAGAACUCCAUGAAAUCAAGGCAGGAAAACACAAUGUCUAAUGUUAACAGUCCAUAUGGUGGGAAUACGGUUCAGAUUUCAUCUGCAGGCUCCUCGAGUUCAAUACCACAGGCUCAAAUGAAUCCAUCAUCCCCAUUUCCAUCACCAACACCUUCGUCUAACAAUCCUCAGAAUUCUCAUAGUGCCUUACCACCACCAGCAGCAGCAGCAGCAGCAGCAGCAGCGCACACAGCGAACCAGAUGAGUACUGCAAAUUCACCAGCGGCAAUGCAGCAGCCAACUCAGUCCAGUGAGGCUGACCCAAAUGAUUCCCAGAGUUCUGUCCAGCAGAUAAUACAAGAAAUGAUGAUGUCUCCUCAGCUAAAUGGUGGGGGUAGCAUGGUUGGUGUUGGGUCCUUGGGGAAUGACAUCAAAAGCAUUAAUGGGAUCACACAGAUAGGCAGUAACACAGUUCUUAAUGGAGGGAACUGCUUGGUUGGAAAUGGGAUUGCCAACAGUGCAGGCCUUGGCAGUGUGGGAUAUGGUAACAUGGGUGUUGGAAUUGGUCCAUCUGCCACGGCUAGUGGUAUGAGAGUUGCGAUGGGCAACAACUCCAUGACAUUGAAUGGGCGGGUUGGCAUGCCAUCAAUGCCUCAGGACCCUGGCAUGAAUCACCACCAAAAUUUGGGGAACCGGCUAUUAAGUGGGCUUGGUGCGGUAAACAGCUUCAAUAAUCUCCAAUUUGAUUGGAAAUCAUCCCCAUAGAAAGGCUUGUUGAUGAUGUGUGUUCAUAAUGAUGCUGCUGGAGCUGUCAGAGACUCGGAUAUAUCUGGAUUGCUUGCAUUGUCACAUGGUAGUCCAGCAUACAACAGCUUCCUCUUCUGUGCUAAUUUCAGGAAAGGAAAACAGCGUCCAUUGAAAGGCUGUAAUCCGCAUCAGCUUGGCUCUCUUUUCCUUCCCUCCCCUCCCCCUGGGUCACCUAUAUGUGAGGAGCGUUACUGCUGGGAAGUCCGUGUGUACUUUAUGGUUGCAUAUAGAAGCUUUUCACAUAUAGAAGCUUUUCACUACUAACACCCCUAAAAAUGGGGAAUCAUCGAGGUCUCAUUCUUUGGGAUGUGCAUUGUGUGUCUUAUACUGUAAUUUUCAUACUAUACCUUCCUGUAGCGGUUUUGUACCGCAAAAGUGCCCAUUGUGUAUCUCCCAACCCCCUGGUAGAAGAUUCUCGUGAUGUCUUUCUUUAACAAGACGGAAGGGUAAAUUUGAUUGCGUCCAAGGGCAGUAUAGAGAGGUAGCCUAGAUAUGGCUCCAAGAUCAUGGACAUCUGAAUGGGUUCAAGAUGUGGAAGUUGAAGAUAAAAAAGCUUUCUUGAUUCUGUUUUUCUUC